Molecule: messenger RNA, 12569 nt
Organism: Lepisosteus oculatus (spotted gar)
Lineage: Eukaryota; Metazoa; Chordata; Actinopteri; Semionotiformes; Lepisosteidae
Gene: usp34
Product: ubiquitin specific peptidase 34
Biological process (GO): protein deubiquitination
Cellular component (GO): nucleus; cytosol
Molecular function (GO): cysteine-type deubiquitinase activity
Source: RefSeq, a predicted model, not a curated record
CCCCCACCCCCCCUUUUUCAAAAUGGCUGCCGUGUCUGCUCCCUCCAGUGCUACUCCGAUCGGAAAGUGACUCUCGACUCACCCGUCCUUAUUGCUUCUCACUUCUGUCGCUGUCGUCGAGACUUUUGAAAAACAAAUUUCAUUUGCAUCUGUUCACCUCCCCCAUCUCCUCCUCUUCUUUCUGCUCCAGCCUUCAGCAUCCAUCGGGCCUUUUUUUCCCCCAAAACAACCAGCUCCCAACACUCUUCUGAUCAAUCAACAAUUUCCAAUGGUUUGAAUACACUUUUCCUUUUUUCUUUUUAAAUGAACAAUGUGUGAAAACUGCGCCGAGCUGGUGGAGGUUUUAAAUGAAAUAUCGGAUGCAGACAGCAGUGAUGGCUUACAACUGAAAAAAGAGCAUGCUCUUAGAAUUUUUAAUUACAUCAAUUCUUGGACCCAAAGGCAGUGUCUUUGUUGCUUUAAGGAGUACAAGCACCUUGAGGUUUUUAACCAGGUGGUCUACGCGCUCAUAAACUUGGUGAUCAGCCAGGUGCAGUCUCUCCGGGACCAGCUCUGUAAAACUUGCACCGGCGCCACCGAGCCAGAGUGGGCAGACGUGACCCAGCAGGGCGGCGAUGAGGCGGUCAACGUGGAGAGGGAUUCCAACGAGGAGGACGGGGCCGGCGAGGGGCAGACCUUGGCGGACGGCAAGCCGGAGAGCGCCACAGCCGCGGAGCUCGCUUCCCCGAAGAGCCUCGACCCCUUCGGCUCCUGGAGCACCGAGGAAAAGGAGAAGCUGCUACUGUGCGCCGCCAAGAUCUUCCAGAUCCAGUUCCCUUUGUACACGGCUUACAAACACAACACUCAUCACACGAUCGAGGAUAUUUCAGCUCAAGAAAGCAAUUUACUAGGAUCAUUUUGUGAUAUGAAUGAUGUUGAAGUACCUUUGCACUUGCUUCGUUAUGUUUGCCUCUUUUGCGGAAAACAAGGCCUUUCUCUCAUGAAGGAUUGCUUUGAAUCGGGAACUCCUGAAACACUGCCUUUUCCAAUCGCGCAUGCAUUUAUCACCAUUGUCUCAAAUAUCAGAAUAUGGCUGCACAUUCCUGCAGUCAUGCAGCACAUUAUACCUUUUCGGACCUAUGUAAUAAGAUACUUAUGCAAGCUCUCAGAUCAGGAGCUAAGACAAAGUGCAGCUCGGAACAUGGCAGAUUUAAUGUGGAGUACGGUUAAAGAGCCCUUGGACACUGCUCUGUGUUUUGACAAAGAGAGCUUGGAUCUUGCUUUCAAGUACUUUAUGUCUCCAACUCUAACUAUGCGAUUGGCAGGCCUUAGCCAAAUAACUAAUCAGCUUCACACAUUUAAUGAUGUUUGUAAUAACGAGUCCCUUGUAUCUGACACAGAAACAUCAAUAGCAAAGGAGCUUGCAGAUUGGCUGAUCAACAACAAUGUUGUAGAGCAUAUCUUUGGACCAAAUUUACACAUUGAGAUCAUUAAACAGUGCCAAGUUAUCCUGAACUUUCUCGCUGCUGAAGGGAGGCUUAGUACUCAGCAUGUAGACUGCAUUUGGGCUGCAGCUCAGCUGAAACACUGCAGUCGCUAUAUCCACGAUCUGUUUCCUUCCUUGAUCAAGAACCUAGAUCCUGUGCCACUUCGCCAUGUUCUUAAUCUUGUCUCUGCACUUCACCCCAGUGCCCACACGGAGCAGACACUCUACUUGGCUUCAAUGCUCAUUAAAGCCCUUUGGAAUAAUGCUCUGGCAGCCAAGGCUCAGCUGUCCAAGCAGAGCUCUUUUGCUUCUCUCCUGAGCACAAACCUCCCAAUGGGAAAUAAAAAAGGCUCCCCGGCGGCCAGUCCCGAGAGCAGCGACAACAGCGACACCCACCACAGCGCCGGCAGCGACAUCGAGAUGGACGAGCAGAUCAUGAGCAGCACCAAGCGCGUUCAGCAGCGGCUGUCCGACACCGAGGAGUCCAUGCAGGGCAGCUCGGAUGAGACGGCGAACAGUGGGGAGGACGCCAGCAGCGGGCCUGGCAGCAGCAGCGGCCGCAGCGAGGGCUCCAGCAACGAGGCCAACUCCAGCCGCGCCAGCCAGUCCGCGGGCAGCCCCGGGAGCGAGGUGCACUCGGAGGACAUGGCCGACAGCGAGGCCCUGAAGGAGGAAGAGGAGGAGGAGGAGGAGGAGGAGGACGACGAGGAUGAGGAGGAGGACGACACCGGGGCGGCGGAGAGGGGCUGCAGCCCGCCAAAGGAAGCCCGGAACCCCGAGCUUAGGAAGAGAAAGUCGGAGGCCCAGGCUGGCAUUUGUCUGGGCGACACUCCCGGCCCUGCGGACAGACCAGGGGGCGCCGGCGGGCCGGGGAAGGACCUGUCCUUCAACCCCGAGGCUGUCUCCUCCGUGGACAGCCACAUGAGAAUGCUGGACGCCUGCUCUGCCCACCCGGAGGACCCUGACCACGACAUGCAGGCGGAAAUGGGCCCAACACACAUACCUCCAGGGACUCAGGACCCAUGCCUCACCCGCACUGGGGACUUCCUUGGCGAGGCCAUCGGCAGCGAGCUCUUCAACUGCAGGCGUUUCAUCGGCCCCCACCACCAUCACCACCACCACCACCACCACCAUGAGGGGCACAUGGUGGAGGACAUGCUGAGUGCGGAUGAUGUGAGCUGCAGCAGCUCCCAGGUCAGCGCGAAGUCUGAAAAGAACAUGGCGGAUUUCGAUGGGGAGGAGUCUGGCUGCGAGGAAGAGCUGGUGCAAAUCAACUCCCAUGCUGAGCUCACCUCGCACCUCCAGCAGCACCUACCCAAUUUAGCCUCAAUCUACCAUGAACACCUAACUCAAGGUCCUGCAGUUCACAAACAUCAGUACUCUGGCAAUGCAGUCACUGACAUCAACUUGGACAAUGUCUGUAAGAAGGGUAACACCCUCUUGUGGGACUUGGUUCAAGAUGAGGAUGCGAUUCAUUUAUCUGAGGGGCUGAUCAAUGAAGCAGAGAAACUGCUCUGCUCUCUCGUUUGCUGGUUCACUGACAGACAGAUUCGAAUGAGGUUCAUCGAAGGCUGCUUGGAAAAUUUGUCCAACCACCGGUCCGUUGUUGUUUCUCUCCGUCUACUUCCUAAACUGUUUGGCACAUUUCAACAGUUUGGGAGUAGUUAUGACACCCACUGGAUAACCAUGUGGGCUGAGAAGGAGCUGCAUAUGAUGAAGCUCUUUUUCGAUGACCUGCUACACUACAUUCAAGAAGUUCGGGAGCAACGACAUAAAUUCGCUCUGUAUGGCCACAGUGCUGAAGUCCAAGUGCGUCUGCAGUUCCUUACCUGUGUGUUCUCCACUCUGGGCUCCCCAGACCACUUCCGGCUCAGCUUGGAACAGGUUGAUAUUCUGUGGCACUGCCUGGUGGAAGACUCCGAGUGCUAUGAUGAUGCAUUGCACUGGUUCCUCAACCAAGUCCGCAGCAAAGACCAGCAUGCAAUGGGCAUGGAAACAUACAAGCAUCUUUUCCUGGAAAAGAUGCCACAGCUAAAACCGGAAACAAUCAGUAUGACGGGACUGAACCUGUUCCAGCAUUUAUGUAAUUUAGCCCGCCUGGCUACGAGUGCUUAUGAUAGUGGUUCAAAUUGUGAGCUUUGUGGUAUGGACCAACUAUGGGGCAUCGCAUUGAGGGCUCAGUCUGCCGAUGUUAGCCGAACUGCCAUACAGUACAUCAACUCCUAUUAUAUAAAUGUUGGCUUGACCUGUAAAUCCACCAAGAUUCCAGGCAAAACAGGUUUGGAAAAGGAGCAGGAAUUCAUCAGCAAGUGUAUGGAAAGUCUCAUGAUGGCAUCUGGUAAUCUGGAGAAGGAUCCCCACUCUAGCCUUACUAUAAUUGAGAGAGGACUGCUGAUGCUCAAGACUCACUUGGAAGCCUUCCGCCGAAGGUUUGCUUAUCAUCUGAGACAGUGGCAGAUUGAGGGAACAGGAAUCAGCAGUCACUUGAAGGCUCUCAGUGACAAGCAGUCGCUGCCCCUGAGGAUUGUGUGCCAGCCAGCUGGUCUUCCUGACAAGAUGACGAUAGAAAUGUAUCCCAGCGAUCAGGUAGCAGACCUGAGAGCAGAGGUCACCCACUGGUAUGAGAACCUGCAGAAGGAGCAGAUGAACCAGCAGGCUCAGCUGCAGGAGUUUGGGCAGAGCAGCCGACAGGGGGACUUUCCCGGAGGUUUGAUGGGACCUGUGAGAAUGAUCUCCUCAGGCCAUGAGUUGACCACAGAUUAUGAUGAGAAAACUCUGCAUGAACUGGGAUUUAAGGAUAUGCAGAUGGUGUUUGUCUCCCUGGGCGCCCCGAGGAGAGAGCGGAAGGGCGAGGGAGUGCAGCUGCCGGCCUCCUGCCUGCCCCCUCCGCAGAAGGACAACAUUCCCAUGCUUCUGCUGCUGCAGGAGCCCCACCUCACCACGCUGUUCGACCUGCUGGAGAUGCUGGCCUGCUUUAAGCCCCCCACUCGGGAGCGGGCUAUGGAGGACACGGAGAGUGUCAGGUGCGAGGAGCUGCACCUCCAUGCUGAGAACCUGUCCAGGCGUGUCUGGGAGCUGCUCAUGCUGCUGCCGACGUGUCCCAACAUGUUACAGGCCUUCCAGAACAUCUCUGAGGAGCCGGGAAGUGAUGGACUUUGUUGGAAAGAUCUGCUGAGAAUUAAGAGCCCGCAUAAGCUUUUGUAUGCCCUUGAAAUCAUCGAGGCGCUGGGGAAACCGAACAGGAGGAUACGAAGGGAGUCCACGGGGAGCUACAGUGACCUGUACCCAGAUUCAGAUGAUUCCAGUGAGGACCAGAUAGAGAACAGCAAGAACUCCUGGAGCUGCAAGUUUGUGUCUUCUGGAGGACUACAGCUCCUUCUGGAAAUUUUUAAUUCCGCUAUCCUGGAGCCUAAAGAUCAAGAGUCUUGGACGGUGUGGCUUUUGGACUGCCUUGCUUGCCUUUUGAAGCUGAUCUGCCAGUUUGCAGUAGACCCUGCUGAUCUGGACUUGGCCUAUCACGAUGUGUUUGCCUGGUCUGGGGUGACGGAGAACCAGCGCAAACGAGCGUGGCCAGGCAAGUCCCGCAAAGGAGCAGGGGACCAUGGGAAGGGGCUCCACAUACCACGGCUCACGGAGGUUUUUCUUGGCCUUGUCCAAGGGACCAACUUAAUCCAUAGGUUAAUUAAUGUUGCUUACACCUAUGACAACCUUGGCCACAGGGUGCUGAAAGCUCAGUCUGAUCAUAGGUCACGGCAUGAAGUAACACACUACUCUAUGUGGCUCCUGGUGAGCUGGGCACACUGCUGUUCUGCAGUGAAAUCCAGCCUCGCAGACAGUGAACAUCUCCAUGACUGGCUCAAAAAGCUCACUCUUCUUGUUCCCGAGACUGCUGUCCGACAUGAAGCCUGUAAUGGACUAUAUAAACUCUCUCUUUCCGGACUGGAAGGAGGAGAGUCUAUUAACAGAUCCUUUUUGCUCUUGGCUGCUUCAACUCUGUUAAAAUUUCUCCCUGAUGCACAAGCCCUCAAGCCAAUGAGGGUGGAGGAUUACGAGGAUGAACCAGUGCUUCGGAUAGGAUGCAAAGAGUAUUUCUGGCUGCUGUGCAAGCUGAUAGACAAUAUUCACGUAAAGGACGCCAGCCAGACCACCUUACUGGACCUUGAUGCUCUGGCACGGCACCUCGCAGACUGCAUUCGGAGCAGGGAGAUCCUUGAUCAGCAGGAUGGCAAUAUAGAAGACGAUGGGCUGACGGGUCUUCUCAGGCUUGCCACGAGUGUUGUGAAGCACAAGCCACCCUUUAAAUUCUCACGUGAAGGACAGGAAUUCCUGAGGGAUGUUUACAAUCUGCUGUUCAUGUUGCCGAGCCUGAAGGACAGACAGCAGCCUAAAUGCAAGUCCCACUCAGCCAGGGCUGCUGCCUACGACCUGCUGGUGGAAAUGGUGAAGGGAUCAGUAGAAAACUACAGGCUCCUGCACAACUGGGUCAUGGCACAACACAUGCAAACAUCACAUGCACCUUAUAAAUGGGAUUACUGGCCUCACGACGAUGUUAGAGCAGAGUGCAGGUUUGUGGGGCUGACGAACCUGGGAGCCACAUGCUACCUGGCCUCUACAAUCCAGCAGCUUUAUAUGAUCCCAGAGGCCAGACAGGCCAUCUUCACAGCCAAGUAUGCUGAGGAGAUAAAGCACAAGACCACACUCCUGGAACUGCAGAAGAUGUUUACAUAUCUUAUGGAGAGCGAACGAAAGGCAUACAAUCCCAGGCCAUUCUGCAAAACCUACACCAUGGAUAAACAGCCGCUCAACACGGGAGAGCAGAAGGACAUGACCGAGUUCUUCACCGACCUCAUUACCAAGAUAGAGGAGAUGUCUCCAGACCUAAAAAACACAGUGAAGACAUUAUUUGGAGGUGUUAUUACCAACAAUGUUGUGUCUUUGGACUGCGAGCAUGUGAGCCAGACAGCUGAAGAAUUCUACACCGUAAGAUGCCAGGUGGCUGAUAUGAAGAACAUCUAUGAAUCGCUGGAUGAGGUCACUAUCAAAGACACCCUGGAGGGGGACAAUAUGUACACUUGUUCCCAGUGUGGAAAGAAAGUGAGAGCAGAGAAGAGGGCAUGUUUUAAAAAACUUCCUCGGAUAUUAAGCUUCAACACGAUGAGGUACACCUUCAACAUGGUGACGAUGAUGAAAGAGAAAGUGAACACGCACUUUUCUUUCCCUCUGCGUCUUGACAUGACCCCUUACACUGAGGACUUCCUCAUGGGCAAGAGUGACAGGAAGGAGGGCUUCAGAGAUGACGGGGAGAUGAAAGCAGCAGAGAGCUACGAAUAUGAUCUGAUCGGUGUUACUGUCCACACGGGUACUGCGGACGGAGGCCAUUACUACAGCUUCAUUAGAGACAUCGUCAACCCGCACGCCUACAAGAACAACAAGUGGUACCUCUUUAAUGAUGCUGAAGUAAAGCCAUUUGACUCAGCACAGCUUGCUUCAGAGUGUUUUGGAGGAGAAAUGACUACAAAAACCUAUGAUUCUGUCACAGAUAAAUUUAUGGACUUUUCCUUUGAGAAGACCCACAGUGCCUACAUGCUGUUUUAUAAAAGGGUGGAGCCAGAGGAAGAAAGUGGAAAAGAUCUUAAAUUUGAUGUUUCUCCAGAUCUUCUAGAGUGGAUUUGGCAUGACAACAUGCAGUUUCUACAAGAUAAGAACAUUUUCGAGCACACUUAUUUUGGGUUCAUGUGGCAGCUCUGCAGCAUUAUUCCCAGUACUUUACCAGAUCCAAAAGCUAUAUCUCUGAUGACAGCCAAGCUUAGUACGUCUUUCGUUUUGGAAACAUUUAUUCACUCGAAAGAAAAGCCAACAAUGCUACAGUGGAUUGAACUCUUAACAAAACAGUUCAACAACAGCCAGGCUGCUUGUGAGUGGUUUUUGGACCGAAUGGCUGAUGACAAUUGGUGGCCCAUGCAGAUCUUAAUUAAAUGUCCCAAUCAGAUUGUCCGACAGAUGUUCCAGCGCUUGUGUAUCCAUGUGAUUCAGAGACUGAGGCCAGUACAUGCACAUCUCUAUCUACAGCCAGGAAUGGAAGACGGCUCUGACGACAUGGAUGGGCCUGUUGAGGACAUAGGUAGCAGGUCUUGUGUCACGCGCUUUGUGAAGACCUUGCUCUCCAUCAUGGAGCAUGGAGUGAAGCCUCACAGCAAACACCUGACUGAAUACUUUGCCUUCCUUUAUGAGUUUGCUAAGAUGGGAGAGGAGGAAAGUCAGUUUCUUCUUUCAUUACAAGCCAUUUCAAUUAUGGUGCAUUUCUACAUGGGAACAAAGGGGCCUGAAAAUCCCCAGGUGGAGGUGCUCUCUGAAGAGGAGGGAGAGGAGGAGGAUGAGGAGGAGGACAUCCUGUCCCUGGCGGAGGAGAAGUACCGUCCGGCAGCGCUGGAAAAGAUGAUCGCGCUCAUAGCCCUGCUCGUGGAGCAGUCCCGCUCUGAGAGACAUUUAACUUUGUCUCAGAAUGAUAUGGCUGCACUCACGGGAGGAAAGGGAUUCCCGUUCUUAUUUCAACACAUACGGGACAGCAUCAACAUCAGGCAAACGUGCAACCUCAUCUUCAGCCUCUGUCGCUAUAACAAUAGACUUGCAGAACAUAUUGUUUCUAUGCUUUUCACCUCCAUAGCAAAACUCACUCCAGAGGCUGCUAAUCCUUUCUUCAAACUGCUCACCAUGCUGAUGGAGUUUGCGGGAGGACCACCUGGAAUGCCCUCUUUUGCAUCUUACAUUCUGCAGAGGAUCUGGGAGGUCAUAGAGUACAACCCCUCUCAGUGUUUGGACUGGCUGGCUGUGCAGACGCCACGCAACAAGCUGGCACACAGCUGGGUGCUUCAGAACAUGGAGAACUGGGUAGAACGGUUCCUGCUGGCACACAACUACCCACGGGUCCGGACAUCUGCUGCUUAUCUCCUGGUGUCGCUGAUUCCCAGCAACUCUUUCCGUCAGAUGUUCCGUUCCACCCGUUCCCUUCACAUUCCCACCCGGGACCUGCCUCUAAGCCCAGACACCACGGUGGUGCUGCACCAGGUCUACAAUGUCCUCCUGGGACUGCUGUCCCGCGCCAAGCUGUAUGUGGACGCUGCUGUGCACGGCACUACCAAGCUGGUGCAGUACUUCAGCUUCAUGACCUACUGCUUGAUUUCCAAGACGGAGAAACUCAUGUUCUCCAGUUACUUCAUGGACCUGUGGAACCUCUUCCAGCCUAAGCUAUCUGAGCCAGCCAUUGCCACAAACCACAACAAGCAGGCCCUCCUGUCCUUCUGGUACAAUGUGUGUGUGGAUUGCCCCGAGAACGUCCGUCUUAUUGUCCAGAACCCGGUGGUGACCAAGAACAUUGCCUUCAACUACAUCUUGGCGGACCAUGAUGACCAGGAUGUGGUGCUCUUCAAUCGUGGCAUGCUGCCAGCCUACUAUGGCAUUUUGCGCAUGUGCUGUGAGCAGUCACCUGCAUUUACCAGGCAGCUGGCUUCCCACCAGAACAUCCAGUGGGCGUUCAAAAACCUUACGCCUCAUGCCAGCCAGUACCCAGGGGCAGUGGAGGAGCUCUUCAACUUGAUGCAGCUCUUUGUUGCCCAGAGGCCUGAUAUGAGAGAGGAGGAGCUGGAUGACAUCAAACAGUUCAAGAAAACCACCAUAAGCUGCUACCUGCGCUGCCUAGAUGGGCGAUCAUGUUGGACCACUCUGAUCAGUGCCUUUCGUGUUCUGCUAGAAAACGAUGAGGACAGAUUGCUUGUUGUUUUUAACAGGGGACUGAUCCUCAUGACAGAGUCUUUCAACACAUUGCACAUGAUGUACCAUGAGGCAACUGCGUGUCAUGUUACGGGAGACCUGGUGGAGCUACUAUCCAUCUUCCUGUCAGUUCUCAAGGCCACACGGCCUUAUCUUCAGAGGAAGGAUGUCAAACAGGCUCUCAUCCAGUGGCAGGAGAGGAUUGAAUUUGCCCACAAGCUGCUUACUCUCUUGAAUUCCUACAGUCCUCCAGAGCUUAGAAAUGCGUGUAUAGAUGUUUUAAAGGAGCUAGUUCUCUUGAGUCCUCAUGACUUCCUGCACACCCUGGUGCCAUUUCUUCAACACAACCACUGCACUUACCAUCAUAGUAGCAUCCCAAUGUCUUUUGGACCAUACUUUCCUUGUCGGGAGAACAUCAAGCUGAUGGGAGGAAAAAACAACAUUCGGCCCCCAAGACCAGAACUUAAUAUGUGUCUUCUUCCCUCCAUGGUUGAGACCAGCAAGGGAAAGGAUGAGGUCUAUGACCGUAUGCUGUUGGAUUAUUUCCUGUCCUAUCAUCAGUUCAUUCAUUUGUUGUGCCGAGUAGCUAUCAACUGUGAAAAGUUUACAGACAAUUUAGUUAAACUAAGUGUCCUGAUUGCGUAUGAAGGUUUGCCCUUACAUUUGGCAUUGUUGCCCAAACUCUGGACAGAACUUUGCCAGUCUCAGUCUGCUAUGGCAAAGAGCUGUGUGAAGCUCCUGUGUGAAGACCCGGCUUUUGCAGAGUACAUAAAGUGCAUCUUAAUGGACGAAAGGACGUUUCUAAACAACAAUGUGGUCUACUCCUUCUUGACCUGCUUCCUUCUCAAGGUGCAGAGUCAAGUUUUGUCUGGUUCUAGCUGCGCAAAUCUUAUAAACGUUCUAGUGACUAAUCUGAUCAACGAGUACCACAGUCUGGAGCCGGAACCUGCAAGCCAAAGAGCAGAGAUCUGCAAAACGAGCAGUGCACUGAAUGCGGACCUGCGAGCCUUCAUCCUGAUGCUUUCGGUUCACACCCCAAAGCAGCUCGACACUGCCCUGCUGCCAGCGCUUCAGGAUCUGCUCGGCAAGUGCAGAGCCUGCUUGCAGCAGAGAAACACCCUGGAGCUGGAGGCGAAGGAGAGAAAAUCGAAAGACGAUGAGGGAGCGACUCCGGUGAAGAGGCGGCGUGUGAGCUGCGAUGAGGACCUGGCCAUCGAGAGCUGUGCGGGAGAGCUGAAGUCGGAGCCGAGGGAGGCGUUGACCCCAACCAGCACCUCCGACACGGAGACCAGGGACUCCUCAGUCAUUGACCCAGGAACCGAGCAGGAUCCUCCCACCCCUGAAAACAGCUCCCCGAAGGAGGAGAAGAUGGAGUCCUCGUGCUCGGUGCCCGAGGACGCCCUGCUCUGCAGCAGGCCCCCAGAGGAGCAGGCGGAAGGCGAGGGUCAAGCCGAAGAAUGUAAAGACUCGAAGGAAGAGCUUCAGGGCUCCAAGGCUUCCAGCGGCGCGGAAGAGGAUGCCGAGUUUCCCUCUACGUCCGUUUUUGCAGGUUUGCAUGACAUUGCGGACCUGAGAGGGGGUGAGAAUCAGAGUUUCCCUUUGCAGGACCCAGAGAGCAGUCUGCCAGCCAGCUGUGCCCAGUCCAGAGGACUGUUGAACUUCAUGCAGCAGCAUGACAUUUUAGACACUUUGUGCAGGACCGUUGAGUCUACUAUCAGUGUGGUCACAAAACUGUCUGGAAAAGGAAGUCGGUCCACGUCUUGACAGUAUUUCUCGCAUGUCUGCUUUUAAAUUUUCUUUUUUUUAAAUGCUGUUUGUAUACUUCUCUUUUUCUGUUCACUUCUGGCUGUUUGAUCAGUUGCUCUGUGCUUUAGUUUGUCAAGUGAUCUUUUUUUGUGCUUGAAUGGCAAUAGAUUCAUAUGCUUGAAGCAUCUGAGGCUGGAAAGAUGCAAUGCCUCAGAUCAAUUGAUAAGAAAAUAAUUGCAGCUAUAGCACAUUUUCUCAAAGGGCAAAACAUUUUUCAUUUUUACUUAUUUCAGAGUUCUUUGAAGUAAUUCUUUGUUCAAGGUUGCUGUUAACGGGGGAAGGUUUACAGAAUUUUAGUCUUCUCUCUUUUCUGUAUGUAAUUUAAAUUUAUUGCAUUUUUACUGUGUAUAAUAUGGUGUCCUCUGUGCCAGUUUUGUACUUUACUAAGGAGGCAGAUUGCCUCAUAUUUCUGUGGUUAUAUCCAAAAUAAGUUUACCUGUAUAUUAAAAAAAACCACAAGAAACUUGAUUCUGUUAAGAAUCCUUUCUAAAUGUGGCCUGGCAGUAUAUAUAUAAAUAUAUAUGGUGCUUUAUUUGACAGGAUACCUGUGGAUGAAAUAAAGCACACUUGAUGUAACAAUUUGAGCUUUAUUUUAUUUACUGAAAUACAUUCCAUAUUAUAUUAUGUCAUAAUUGCAUUUCCUGUUUUCUAUUUGACUUAAUUUAGAAUUAUAUUAUGAAUAAAACUUAUAGUAAUUAUGAACCAAAAGAGAAUACAACCUCUGACAGAUUAGUUUUUCUGGUUUAUUUGUAAUAUUUUUCACAAAGUUUUAGAAUAUAAGUACUUUGUGAUUUUUUAUGAUAGAAGCAGUGCAAUGCAUGUUCAAUUUAAUUUUAGGCUGGGACUAUUUACCAGCUAGAAUGCUAACAAUUCUAAAUCUGUCUGAUGGGUCAACAGUUACAUGAACCUUUUUCAGUUUACGUAAUUCUGAGGUUUAAACAGGAAUAUUAUGUUCCCAGAAUUAUUUAGCAUGUUCAUAUGUUAAUGAAAAGUAAACAAAAUGGUUGGAUUCAUUCUGUAUUGUGCAUCAUUCAGAUUACAAUGAAAUCAUGCAAACAAUCCUAUUUGGCAAGCAUCCAUGACCCUCAACAAAAUAUUUUAUGUGAAAAUGACAUUUCACUUCAUACUCCUUGUUUUAGUUCAGAUGGGCAUGACAAGCAGUGCCUUGAGAUAAAUCUUUAUUAAAUAAUUCCUGAUUUUUAAAGAUGUUUUAAAUAGCCAUACUCUGCAAAUAUCUAUAACUUUCCAAAACAAGCCAUCCAAUUUGUAUCAGUUGUGGUCUUUACAACAACAUUUUUGGUGUAAUAUAUUUACACCUCCACUAAAUGUUAGAUUUUAACUGAGCAAGGGACCUGUUGUGCUAAAAGCUUGAUCUCCAGUUUAUUAGUUCAAGAAUAAGGUGAACAUGCCUGUAGUCAAGUUUGACUUUUAAUUUUGCUUGAUUGGCACUUUACUGUAACUUGUUUUACUCACUGUGAAAUAAUGUAAAACAUAACAGUUGAUAAUUGUAAUAAAAUUAAAUGACAAAUUU